Molecule: messenger RNA, 1759 nt
Organism: Camelina sativa (false flax)
Lineage: Eukaryota; Viridiplantae; Streptophyta; Magnoliopsida; Brassicales; Brassicaceae
Product: FBD-associated F-box protein At1g66310-like
Molecular function (GO): protein binding
Source: RefSeq, a predicted model, not a curated record
UUUAGGUUUACUAUUUAUAGUUUCAUUUCUGACCACACCUACUCACUACCGCUACUACACAACUUUGAAGCUUCUCAUGGAGGAAGACGGAGUUCGUGCCAAAGUCUCUCGUGAUGAAGACGGAGGGAAACGAGUUCGUGCCAAAGUCUCUGGUGGUAAAAUUGCUGAAGUUGAUGAUUGGCUAAGAAAUUUGCCAGAAUCUUUGCUAUGUCAUCUUCUCUUGAAUCUUCCGACAAAAUAUGUGGUCAAGACUAGUACCUUAUCAAGCCAUUGGAGACAUCUCUGGAGGUAUGUUCCUGGUCUGGACCUGGACUGUCGUGAUUUCACGGAAUACGAUGAAGUUGCCGGUUUUAUCGAUAGCUUCCUGAGCUUUAACAAUGGUGAGUCGUCCAUACAAAUGUUUAAGUUACGUUACCAUAGUGAACUAGGUGGCGAUGUGGACGAGGAGACUGAUAACGCUAAUCUCACCCGGUGGAUCAACACUGUUGUUAGGCGAAAAGUUCAGCACCUUGCUUUGUCGUGGGGUGAAGUGCCGAUACCUCCAACACUUUACAAGUCUGAGAGCUUGGUUUCUUUAAAGCUCUCUGAUGCAGUCUUGCCAAACCCUGAGUUUGUGUCUUUACCCUCUGUUAAAGCUAUACUUCUAGAGUCCGUUAAGUUUGCAAACGAUUUGGCUUUCGAAAAGCUGAUCUCAGGCUGUUUUGGUCUCGAAAGGUUAACUCUGUAUAGAAGUCAGAAUGACAAUGUAAAAGUGUUGAGGGUGAGAUCUAUGUCUCUACUCAACUUCGAUUACAACGGCUCAACUUACACGGGUCCUCAUGAAGAUCUAGUGGUUGCCAUAGAUGCUCCUAUGCUUGAGGAUCUUCAGCUCUCUGAUCAUUUGACUGAGAGUUUCAUAAUAGAUAAUAUGAGCUCACUUAAAGAGGCGGAUAUUGAUGUUCAGUUUAACUUCUGCUUUGGGAAGAAGUUCGAUCCGAUCGAUAUACCGAAGAGAAACAUGAUAAGGAAUUUUCUUGUGGCGAUUUCAAAUGUCAAAAACAUGAUCCUCUCUCCAAGUACUCUUGAGGUCAUUUAUGAGUACUCAAAAUGUGAACUGCUGCCCUUGUUUUGUAACCUAUCUUCCUUGAGUGUCUACUUCUACAACCACAGCUGGGAGAUGUUGCCAGUCUUUCUUGAGAGAUGCCCGAAUCUCAAAUCUCUUGUUGUGGAAUCUGCUACAUUUCCAAAGGACAAUACUCGUAUUUUGACUAGACCUUGGCGUCUCCUAUCAUCUCUGGAGUAUGCUGAGAUAGAAUCGCCAUUGGAAGGGGAAGCGAUGGAGAUGGAAUUACUGAGUUACUUACUUGAGAACUCACCAGUCCUCAGGAGACUCACUCUAUAUGUGGAUAAAGAUUCAAACAAUGAAUCUGUCAUCCUCAGGGAACUCCUUAGGAUUCCAAGGCUCUCUAGCUCAUGCCAAGUGUAUGUUCUCGAUCCUUAGUAACGGACACACUGGCUCUCUAGCUCAUGCCAAGUCGGUGUUCUCUAUCCUCAGUAACGGACAUCCUGGCUCUCUAGCUCAUGCCAAGUCGAUGUUCUCUAUGUCAAGUCGAUGUUCUCUAGCUCAUGCCAAGUGGUUGUUUUUAUGUACUUUAUUAUGUGAACUCUGUGUUUACUUCUUUAUUGUUGUGACUUUGAUGUGUUGUUGUUGAUCGUACAAAGAUCAUAUGCUUGUCUUAACUGUUACAAUAUUGCAAAAAAUGGAAUAAGGUUUGUGUAA